This is a messenger RNA of Sporothrix brasiliensis 5110, 495 nucleotides long. RefSeq lists its product as uncharacterized. The record is from RefSeq and is a predicted model, not a curated record. The transcript has 2 exons. Bases 1 to 495 code for a protein of 164 amino acids. NCBI's taxonomy places the organism in Eukaryota, Fungi, Ascomycota, Sordariomycetes, Ophiostomatales, Ophiostomataceae.
AUGGGGACAUCCUCAUCGCGGUGGUGUAGGUUGCGAACGACCUGGGCCAUCAGAGACGCCAGCGUGAAGCUCAAGCCCUUGGUGAAGCGCCGUGCCUCGACGGCUGGGCAGACUACUAUGGCAAUCCAAGCGGACAUGCCCAAGGUGACAAAGUUCAUCGUGACGGCCAUGAACGCGCGGCUGACUGUGUUGUGCUUCCAAAUGUGGUUUAACCAUCCGUGGAAGACGGGCGAGGUGACUGUGGUGCCGUGCGUGGGGUCGUGGGUGAACGCCUCGGCAGAUUCGAGGACGUUUCCAGAUGAGGAGGAUAACGAGGUCAAUCAUGUUCCAGUCGUGAUUCGGCAGUUGGGGAUUAUGGACCAAUUCGCCGGAAUCCGAAGCGUCGACGCCACCCCCGUACAGAUGCCCAAACCGCCGGAGUCUGUGCGGCCCAGGCUUCUGAAUGCAAAGUUGAGCCAUGCGGCGGCAGGAUACGCAGCAACAGGCACCAAGUAA